ACAUAAUGUAGAGGUCUGACUAAUUUUUCCUAUAUAUAACCCUUGCCAACUUCAUUUACUUUGUGCCUUCAUCUAGAUCUCUCUCAAAUGCUUAGUAGUUGAUCAUACAAUGCAUAGCCUUUUCAUCUGGGUCACUUCUCUUCUCUUUUUCUUAUGUUCUUUACUACUGAAAACCAAGAAAAAUGUUGAAAUUAAACAAAAGAAUAAUAAGCUUAAAAUUGUUCCUCCUCCAGGUCCUCCAAAGCUUCCCUUGUUGGGCCAUUUACACCUCAUUGGCUCCCACCCUCAUCGCUCCUUAUGCAAACUUUCAAGAACACAUGGCCCCAUCAUGCUCCUCAAAUUUGGCUCGGUCCCGACCGUCGUCAUCUCUUCAGCGCCCGUCGCACAAGAGUUGUUCAAACUCCACGAUCUUGCUUCUUGCAGCCGCCCUCACUUAGCCGCCACCGCAAGAUACUCAUACAACUUCUUAGACCUGAUUUUUUCCUCAUACGGCGAUCGCUGGAGGGAGCUUCGAAAGAUUUGUAUCGCCACGCUCUUUAGUCCAAAACGUGUUCUAUCUUUUCAGCAUAUUAGAGAAGGAGAAGUCAAUCUACUAUUGAAUUCCAUCUCUCAAUCCUCAGCUUCUUCAACUUCAGUUGAUUUCAACGCAAAAUCUUAUUCUCUCACGGCUAAUAUCUUGACCCGCAUUGCGUUUGGGAAGAGCUUUAGAGGGAGUGAACUGGAUAAUGGGAAUUUUGAAGGGGUUAUUCAAAGAGCAAGCGCGGCAUUGGGAAGCUUCUCGGCGAGUGAUUUCUUUCCUAGUUUCGGGUGGAUAAUUGAUCGGCUCACCGGUGUUCAUGGGAGGCUGGAGAAAAGCUUUGCGGAGUUGGAUGCUUUUUUAGAACAUGUAGUCAAGGAUCGUGAUGAGUUUUGGACGGCUUCUCAAAAGGAAGAAAAUAUUGUCGAUGUUUUGUUGAGAAUGGAGAGAGAUGGCUAUGAAUUUGAUGGAGUCAAAUUCACCGGAGAUUGCAUUAAGGCACUUCUCAUGGAUAUAUUUCUAGCUGGAGUGGAAACAGGAGCAAACAUAAUUAUUUGGACAAUGGCAGAGCUUGUUAAGAAUUCAAAAGUGAUGAAGAAGCUACAAGAUGAAAUCAGAAGCUCCAUAAAACAAGAUCAUGUGAAGGAAAGCGACCUCGAAAAGCUUCAAUAUCUAAAAAUGGUGGUGAAAGAGGUUUUAAGGCUUCAUGCACCUGUCCCACUUCUCCUCCCAAGAGAAACCAUGUCGCAUUUUAAGCUCAAUGGUUAUGAUAUUGAUCCCAAAACACAUGUUCAUGUGAAUUUAUGGGCAAUUGGAAGAGACCCAGAAUGUUGGACAAAUCCACAAGAGUUUUUUCCAGAGAGAUUUAUGGGAAGCAAUAUUGAUUACAAAGGACAAAAUUUUGAGUUAAUACCAUUUGGAGCUGGUAGAAGAGUUUGUCCAGGAAUGAAUAUGGGGAUUGUAACUGUAGAGUUGGCAUUGGCUAAUAUGUUGUUGUGUUUUGAUUGGAAAUUGCCAAAUGGAAUGAAAGAAGAAGAUGUUGAUAUGGAAGAAGAAUUUGGUAUUACAGUUACCAAGAAAUCACCUCUUCAACUUCUUCCAAUUCCUUACUUAAACUCCAAUUAAUACUUCAUCAUCCAUAUGUCAUGGAAAACAAAACUUACUCUAAUAUUAGGCCUUGCCUAUUCUGUUUAUUGUAAUUUAGAAUCCUAAAAUAUUUAUGUAAUGUUUUUUUUUUUUUUUUUAAUAUGUAGUAAGUUAAAUAUCAUAUGUGAUAUAUAUAUAUAUAUAAGAUUGACCAAAAAUUUAA
Molecule: messenger RNA, 1826 nt
Organism: Benincasa hispida (wax gourd)
Lineage: Eukaryota; Viridiplantae; Streptophyta; Magnoliopsida; Cucurbitales; Cucurbitaceae
Product: cytochrome P450 71B37-like
Molecular function (GO): heme binding; oxidoreductase activity, acting on paired donors, with incorporation or reduction of molecular oxygen; monooxygenase activity
Source: RefSeq, a predicted model, not a curated record